Messenger RNA from Leptopilina boulardi, 853 nucleotides. Its product is annotated as dTTP/UTP pyrophosphatase. Gene Ontology annotation, molecular function: nucleoside triphosphate diphosphatase activity. The record is from RefSeq and is a predicted model, not a curated record. The transcript has 5 exons. Lineage: Eukaryota; Metazoa; Arthropoda; Insecta; Hymenoptera; Figitidae. Bases 210 to 815 code for a protein of 201 amino acids.
AUAAUCAACGAGGCAAUGCGAUAAUUGCAAUAGCUGCUGAAAUAGCUGUCAAACAAUAUAGUGACAUUGCAAUUAAUGAUGACGAUUGUAUAAAAAUAAUUGCUACAUAAGGAGUAAUCAUUGCACCAAAACGAGCCAUUGCUGUACAGUUUUUAAAUCUGGGGGAUAUUGCUGCGAUAUAUUAAAAUAUGAGUCAAUGAAUAUCAAAAAUGAUUGAACAAACGACGGCUAAUUUUCUUUCUGCUGGUAGAGUAAUUUUAGCAAGUAGCUCACCAAGACGUCAAGAAAUUAUAAAAAAACUGAACAUAAACGUUGAAGUAAUACCAUCUCAAUAUAAUGAAAAUUUAGAAAGAUCUAAAUACAAUAAUCAUGGAGAUUAUAUUAAAGAUUUGGCCAAAUUAAAAGUAUUGGAGGUAUUUCAACGAUUAAAAAAUGAUGCCAAAUUAAUUAUUGGAGCAGAUACACUUGUAUGUUACGGUGAUUUAAUUUUUGGAAAACCAAAAGAUGAAAAUGAUGCAUUUAGAAUGUUAUCUUGUUUAAAUAAUAAAGUGCACACUGUAUUCACUGGAGUAUGUUUGAAAACACCAACAAAGGAAAUUACAUUUUAUGAAUCAACUGACGUUAAAUUUGGAAAUCUUACGGAGAAUCAAAUUAAUGCAUACAUAAAAACAGGAGAACCAUUAGACAAAGCUGGAGCCUAUGGAAUACAAGGAAUUGGUGGCUGUUUAGUUGAAAAAAUAAAUGGUGACUAUUACACUGUAAUGGGUUUACCCUUAUAUUCAUUGAUAAAGCAUUUAAAUAAUCUAUGUGAUUAAUUACAAAAAAAAAAAUUUAUUUUUAAUAAAAUCAUUUU